Molecule: messenger RNA, 2412 nt
Organism: Argiope bruennichi
Lineage: Eukaryota; Metazoa; Arthropoda; Arachnida; Araneae; Araneidae
Exons: 13
Coding region: 261-2291 (676 amino acids)
Source: RefSeq, a predicted model, not a curated record
CGCGCUAAAAAAAUAAAUUGUUAGACAGAAGGCGCAGACUGAUGUUUCGAGGUUCUGUUAAGUUAUCUUAUUAAAUUUUUGUCAACAUUGUAGUUUAUGUAUUUGUUUAUUGUUGGUUAUAAUAGCAUAAACAAGUAAAAACACUUUUCAACUUAUCAGUAAUAAUUAACAACAGUUUUAAAGAAUUUUUUUUAGAAAAUAUUAAUAUGUCAGGAUGAAAGAAUUCUCUGCAACUUUACUGACGGAAAUAUGUGAAAAGCAUGGGAUUGUUUGAAGUUUCACUUAAAACCAAGAGUCCUUCAUAUGCUGACAUGGAAUUCCUGAAUCCUAGUAAAAAGAUUAAAUUAGAUUUGCCUAAUAAUCAUGAUGGCAACAUUGAAAAUGAUGAUGAGUGGGGUGGCGAUGACAUCACUGCUGAAGAAUUUGAUAUGUUGGAAACACAGGCUACACAAAAAUUAGCUGAAACUUCUUCAAGAACUUUUCGUCAACCUUUUCCAGUUACUAAUGGUAAAAACAAAACUGUCUCCAUUAAGGAAGACGAAAUGAAGCAGCAACAGUAUGAAUUAGAAGGGAAAAUAAGAAUAUUGAGCGAUUCAAUUACAAAACUGUCUAAAGAAUUAAAUGACGAAAAGAUAAAUAGAGAUAAGCUAAUUGCUCAAAAAGUUAGCGAAUUUAAGAUUAAAGAAAAUACGUUACACAAAGAAAUUCAAAGAUUGGAAAGUGUGCUUCAAUUUAAGAAUCAAGAAAUGAAAAGUGUUUAUGAUAAAGUUCAUAUUCUACAAAUGCAAGUAAAAGAAAAGAAGGAAAAUUUAGAGAAAGAGCAAAGAGACGUUGUCAGGAAAGAAGAAAAGCUGAAAGAAAAAGAAACUGAUCCACAAUCAUUUAAAUUUCAAGACAAUUUUCUAAACAAAUUUCAAUUUGAAUCUAGAUCAUCCAUUCAUGUCACUGGCAUACAGAAUAAAAACAAUGAGUCAGCUUUUAGAAAAUACAGAUUACAGAUUGACACACCUAAAGGUAAAACAACAGGUUCUGAAAUAGUAUCUUCAAUUUUAUGUAAUAGACUUUCAAUUCCUCCUGCACAAAACUCUUUCAUCUCUCCUCUAAUAACAAAUCAAAAUCCAAAUGCAUUGGCAAGAACCUCUGUUCAGAUAUCACCAGUGUCUAUAGCAAGAUUAAACUCUGAUAAAGAAACAUCAGAACUAUUAGACUAUUUUGACAAUGUGCUGGAAAAUUAUGUGACUCAUUUAAAUGGAAUUUCUGAUAGAAAUGCUGUGGCUGGUCCCAGUACAACUUCACCUUUGUCUCUGAGAAGAAAGGAAUCUAGUCAAGAUAGGUCUUAUGUUAUAUCAGUUUUAAAGGAUCUCUCCCUCUUUUUGUCUUGCCACCAGUUUGUUUCUGUGGUUCAGAAACUGGAAUUUACAAGCAUGGAUUCAAAUGAAAACAAAAAGGUAUCCAAGCAAAAUGACUUAAUGCAAGCUAUGAAUACAAAUCAAACCAUCUGUCAUACAGUACAUUCGUUAUUUCGCUCAUUAGUGCGUCUCUCAAAUUCAAAUACUUAUCCUACUAGUUUCGUGAAAAUUGAAGAAAUAGAAUGGUCCUUAGCUGCUCUUGUUUCAUGGUCUUUUUCAGCUUCACAAAAUUUCAUGCAGUACAUCAGUGAGAUUCCUCUGGCAUCUUUUAUCAGUUCUUAUCAUUCUGAAAGGUCUUUGGUAUUAAUUUUAAAGCUUCUAACAAAUUUAUGCACAUGCAAAAGAAUAAUUCCUGUAGUUACUCACCAAAAUGAUACUUGUGUCCUUUGUAGUUUAGCUUCUUUAACUCUUCAAAAGAUAAACGGAUCUACACCACAGUUUAUAAAUGUUAUGCUUCUGGUGGAGGAUUUUUUCUCUACUAUUUUCACAAUGUAUAAUUUUAGAGAGUUGAAAUUGGAUUUAUCACCUUGUCCAUCUUUGAUUCUCCAGGGUAUAGUUAUUUCUCUAUGGAAAUUUUGUGAAAUCCACAAAGAAAAUACUGGGGAAUUUAAUCUGAUCUUUAGAAAAGGAUUUACAUUGCUACAUUUACUUUCCAGAUAUUUUCCUAAUUUUAAAGAAAGACGAACUGGUUUUGAAGAUAAUUACAUUUCUUUAGUUGGGAGAAUGCUAACAAUGAGUAAAGAAAAUCCUUUGUUCAAAGAUUUUUAUGACCUCAUUCAUGACUUGUGGGACUUUCAAGACGAUACAAGUGAAUUAGAUUUAGAUGAACCAUCUGAAGAUUCAGUGACAAACAUGGAUUUUUUGAGUCAAACUAGUAGCUGAAAAAUGCUCAUACUUCAGAUUUGUAUAUAUUAUUGCAGCUAUAUGUAUGUAAAUAAUUUAAAUAUAUGUUGAUUUAUAUACUUUCUCUACUUCACGAUCAAAUAAAAUAUUACGUAAUUUA